This is a messenger RNA of Orbicella faveolata, 4776 nucleotides long. RefSeq names its product transient receptor potential cation channel subfamily A member 1-like. Gene Ontology annotation, biological process: monoatomic ion transmembrane transport. Gene Ontology annotation, molecular function: monoatomic ion channel activity; protein binding. The record is from RefSeq and is a predicted model, not a curated record. Lineage: Eukaryota; Metazoa; Cnidaria; Anthozoa; Scleractinia; Merulinidae. Gene Ontology annotation, cellular component: transmembrane transporter complex; membrane.
ACACCGAGCCGGAAUCGAACCCGAGCCACAUUGGUGGGAGGCGAGCGCUCUCACCACUGCACCAUCCCUGCUCCCCACUUUUCGUCAAGUUUCUCUAAAUCGGCUAUAACGUGUGGAGACCGAGAGCGAGUUUAUAUCGCAGGCGCAAGUUCGGAAGAGUGUUCAGAUUCCGAAACAAUGUAGAGUUUCGAAAGUAACAACCCUCGUGCCUUUCGUAUUCGGCAGCUAUUUCCUUUCGCUACUGCAUUUUAGCUUUUGCACUACAUGUGAGACGAUUCAGCUCGCUGAAAUAUGCGGUUAAUGUAAUAUUCGGCUGUUUUCGUUUCAAUAAAAGGUAUAAUGGAGUAAGUCUUCAAAGUCAGUGAAGUCCUCCAUAACUUAACAUACAGGCCACGCCCGGCUAGAAUUUUUCUGUAGGUGCUCUAUUCGAACGAUUUUAGCUACAAAUCAACCCGUGAAUAUUUUUCGGGAAAGGAACCAGUGUCGUGUGUCUCUCCAGCCAUCUUUUCGUCGUACCGAGGCUCCCCAAGUUGGGAGAGACGGGCAGUUCUGGGGACCGGACCAGAAUGGCCUUACCAGUACCUGAACAUAAUUGAGCCGUGAGGAGUAUGGGGAGAACAGAGGAAACUUCUCUCCCAAAGAAAGCAAAAACCUGGCUACUCAAGCUACUCCCCAAUCGUCCGGAAUUGGGGAGGAAUUGGUCUAUUUACAUAGCAUGCAAUGAGUGGAACUAAGUUUGACAUUUCGUGACUUUUUGUAUAAAAUAACAAUGACUGAGACCAGGUUUGCUUGCUGUUAGUUCUUCAUGUACUCAGGUUAGUUCCACCUCGAUUUGUUUCCGGUUACCUUUCAUUUUGUGGUUUGGGUGACACUGUAGUGGCUAGUGUCAAGGAGACUUCAUGUAAAAAUAAGUAAGUGUAACAUUUGGUUACACUCAUUGAGAGCUAAGGUCUUCCUCAUUGUGCACCUGUUAUCAGUCAGUUUGCUGAAUCAGCUGCUCAUAUAAUAUUCCCAUUUUAUUCCAUCUUUUAUAUGAAUGCAAAACUUCAAAACUGCGGUCACUCACAACAGGAAGUCGCAGACUGUGGGUAGUUAAAGAGCUAGAUGGUGGUAUAGAAAACCGCUUGUAUCACAAGCAAAAGUGACCUUAUUAAUCCCCAGGCAAAGUUUUCACAAGACAACAACAGUCCAUUUUGUGCAUUGUGUUAAUUGCUAAGGCCAAAAUCGUAGCAUCGCUGUAGAUGAUCAUAACCUUGAUAUAUUAUUAGCAGUUUGCUAAUUUUUUGAUGGAGAACGGUCAAGUCAGGGAGAAUACAGGAGAGCAAUUACUAAAUUUGGAAUGGAGUGAAGCUGAAAAACUCAAAGUCCAUCGCGGUUCCGCUUUGCUCGAAGCUGUGCGAGAUGGAAUUGUAAACUUUGUGAAUGAAGCACGUGGAAAAAGGGACAUCACGAAAGGUAUCGACAAGCUAAACGAGGCUGGAUUCGCUCCACUUCACAAAGCGGCGCAAAACGACCAAACCGACAGUGCUAAGUCCUUGUUAGAUCAAGGUGCAGACAUUGACGUGCGAACGAGAGAGGACAAGCUGACACCGUUGCACAUCGCUGCUAGAUUCAACUGCGUGGCAACCGCUAAGUUACUGAUCGAGAGGGGUGCAAACCCUUCUUUAGUAUCAACCAAUGGUAGCACGGCAUUACACUUUGCAGCGCACCGAGGAAAUGACCAAGUGGCGGAACUUCUUGUACAUCAUGCCAAAAUUGACGUCGACUCGAAAGACUCCGCCUACAUGACCCCACUUCACCUAGCCUGUGUCAGUGGAAAUGCCGCCAUUUCAAGGAUGCUUCUUGGCCAAGGAGCCGACAUAAGAGCUAAAUCCACAGAACUUAUGACUCCUCUUCAUACUGCUGUUUACAAUGGGAACAGUGACGUCGCUGCCAGGAUUUUGCGAGCGGCAACUGAGGCAAAGAAGGAAAAUACAGAGUUGUUUGACGAUCGAGACGUGGGUUGCAACACAGUUCUUCAUCUGGCGGCGGGAACAAAUGAUCUGAAGACGGCGCAAGCGUGUCUUGCGCACGGCGCGGACAUAAACGCGGUCAAUUCUAACAAGGAGACGCCUCUCUACGUGGCAACAGUGAAAGGAAAUUUGCAAAUGGUCGAGUUAUUGGUCCAGAAAGGAGCUGAUAUGAAUGUCAAGAACGCAGACUCAAAAUCGGUCCUUCAUAAGGCGGCUUUGUUUAAACGGGAUGACAUCAUUUCGUUUCUCCUUGACCAUGGCGUGCCCAUUGACACACGUGAUGCACAAAGCAGCACGCCUUUCCUGGACGCUGUAGCCGCUGGUCAGACCAAAUGUGCUCAACUUCUUCUUCAGAAAGGAGCUGACAUCAAAACGAGUGAUAUUCACAUGAAGAACUGCAUUCACAUGGCGGUUGAGAACGAAUAUCUAGAGACACUGCUCAUGCUCCUGAAGCAAAGUUCUGUGUUGUGGAACCUCUAUAGACCUGAUGUCACAGAGAGAGUUCCUUUGCAUUAUGCUGCCAUGGUAAAAGAUGUCAGGAUAAUGAAUGCACUUCUGGACAAACAAACACGAUUCACAUUCCAUGACGAGGCUCAACAAACCCCUCUGCAUCUUGCUGCCCAGUACGGAAGGUACGAACAGGUGGAUGUGCUGGCGCGACGAGUCGCCUCUGGACUGAAUGAACGAGAUGAGCAAGGACGGACACCACUUCAUAAUGCAGUCAUGAAUGGACACAGGAAAACUUGCUCCAUUCUACUGAAACUCGGAGCUGACGUAUGUAGCAAGGAUAACAACCACUGGACACCAUUAAUGUGGGCGUCAAAGUUGAGCCGGGUGAAGGCAUGUCAAGAGCUACUGAAUGUCAAAGUGCCAGUGGACGACGUCAAUAUGGACGGAGACACCGCUCUGCACAUUGCCUGUCGGCAGGAUCACGUGACCAUUGUAAACUUGCUGUUAACAAAUGGCGCAAGUUUGAACGUUUGCAACAGGCAGAGUCUCACGUGUUUAGAGACAGCAGCCCAGGCAGGGAACAGUGAAGUGGCGUUGGCUAUGGUCACACAUCCAAGAUGGCCUGAAUUAAUGGAACACAAGGACAUACAUGGCCACACACCUAUGAAGCUCCUAAUAGAGCACUUUCCAGAAAGUGCCGAGCUGUUGAUGGACCGCUGUGUUAAACGAUCGGAGAUGACGAGCUCCAACGAUCCACAGUACACCGUUACUUACGAUUUCCGUCUUCUAGACCCAGGCCCCGACGAUCCUGCUUUCCUAAACGGGCGGCGUUUCUUUGGGCCGAGUACUAUGGUGAAACACGAGCGUAAACAGCUACUCCUUCACCCGUUGACUCAAGUGUUGUUAAAUCAGAAAUGGUCAACCCUCGGGCGCUUCGUCCACUAUUUCAACUUUCUGUCCUACCUGGUUUUUGUCACCCUCUUUUCCACUUUUAUUGUCAUCGAAAGAGAAGAGUUUGCUUCCGGAAGACAUCGGCUUUUCUCGUAUUACGAGAGAGAUACGUAUCAACGGAAAGGAUUGUCCUACAUAGUAUUUAGCUUUACAGUUGUCCAUCUCUCAAAGGAGAUACUGCAAAUAUCAAUCGAGCGGUUUAAGUACUUCAUGGAAAUCAGCAAUGCCGUGGAAUGGGCGCUCUAUGGGACGGCGUUUGCUUUCAUGAUACCAUUUGUCAUGCCUGAUGACGUCGUUGAAGAUCAUUUCAAGGCCAUGAUGCAUCCCGACCGUCUUUGGAUAGUGGGUGUGACGUCAAUAUUUCUUUGCUACGCAAACUUGGUCCUGUUUCUCCGCCGAUUUCGCCUAUUUGGUAUUUAUGUGACCAUGUUUCUAGAAGUCACUCAGACUCUUUUCAAGACUGUGUUUGUCUUCUUCGUCUGCCUCGUUGGCUUCUCAAUUGUUUUCUUCGUUCUCUUUAAAGAGCAGCCGGCAUUUCAGAAUCUGGGACGGGCCUUGAUCAUGGUCUUGGUGAUGACUGUCGGAGAGAUUGACUUCGAAGACACCUUUAUCGACACGAUUGACAAGAAUAGUACAUCGACUGAUAAGCCUCUUAACCCGUUCCCAGAAGCCUCAUUUGUCUUCAUCAGCAUCUUCCUGCUGCUUAUGACUAUCAUUCUGAUGAACCUGCUGGUUGGUUUAGCUGUGGGUGACAUUGAUGCUAUUCGCCAGAAUGCUACGCUUAAGAGGUUGGCUAUGCAAGUCGAGUUUGUAGCUGAGGUAGAAGAUAGAUACCCAAGAGUCGUCACGCGGCGAGUUUACCAGCCAACACUGAUUUUCAGGCCUAACUGUCCAACUCGAUGGUGGAGGUUGAUAGGUCUCCUUGGAAUGAAGAACCUCUUCGCCCUUAACUCUGGACUUCCCACUGAAGAAGAACAGUCCAAUUUAUCAGAGUACGCCGAGAUUAGAAAACAACUCGUCAAAACUAAGAAGCGCUUCAAAAGGCUGGUGAAUGUGCUUGAGGCUCAGAAUACAGUGUUACGAAGAUUAGCCAGAAAAAUUGAUCCCGAGGCCGAAAUAGACGACGGAAACCUGGGCACGACUAUGAUGGAGGAACAGAAAGCUUUGGCUCAAGACUUCCUUUAUGACCCGCGAGAUGAGCAGUCGCCAGUGGAGGCCUCUAUGGACAGGCCAUAUAAAACUUACGUUUAAUCCUAUUUAACGAAGUAUUGGAGUGCUUCUAAAUGUUUUUAGUAUAAAGCUACAAGCGUUCUAUCGCGAAUGCCGUCUAUUGAUUGGCUACGCUACUCACUACCUAUAUUCU